Messenger RNA from Babesia microti strain RI, 681 nucleotides. Its product is annotated as conserved Plasmodium protein, unknown function. NCBI's taxonomy places the organism in Eukaryota, Apicomplexa, Aconoidasida, Piroplasmida, Babesiidae. The coding region runs from base 1 to 681 and encodes 226 amino acids. Gene Ontology annotation, biological process: snoRNA localization; maturation of LSU-rRNA from tricistronic rRNA transcript (SSU-rRNA, 5.8S rRNA, LSU-rRNA); box C/D snoRNP assembly. The transcript has 3 exons. The record is from RefSeq and is a predicted model, not a curated record. Gene Ontology annotation, cellular component: pre-snoRNP complex; nucleus.
AUGUCAAAUGUGGGUGGCAGGCACGGUCACUGCAAGUGCGGCAAGCCUUAUGUGUAUAGAUGUCCCAGAUGUGCUUCAUCUUUAUGUUCAUUAAGAUGCUCAAAGGAGCACAAAAUUAGUUGUAAAAAGGGCUGUAAAACGUUUGAUUUCAUACCAUUGUUGCAAAUGAAUGAAGACACAUUAGUUCAAGACUAUAGAUUUUUAGAAAGAAUGUCUGUAGCAGCUGAAUCUGCAGCAAGAUCAAGUUUAUCCCACCUUGAAACCAUGAAUCCCCCAAAAAAUCUCUUAAAGGCAUGUGCAAAUCGCAAUAUUAUACUCAGAACACUGCCAAGAUUCUUUAAAAUGUCAAGGGAAAACACCACUAGAGUUGAAAAUGAUACUAUUUUUUGGAAAAUUUUAUGGAAAAUCAAAGUAGAAUCUAAAACACUUGAAUUAUAUGACUGUGUAAGUGAAAAUAUUAAAAUAAAAGAAGCCUUGGAAAGGGUCCUUAUUAAAGGAUCAUUAGAACCCGAAAAGGUAUACUCAGUGUUCCUAUCAAUCGCUAAUAUGAAUGAGAUUGAAGGAAAUUAUGAAAUCGAACAAUUUAAGUGCGAAUUAGAUUCUAGCUUGGGUGAUAUAUUGAAAGGCAAAUGUAUUAUCGAGCAUCCAUGUCUAAUGGCAUUCUUUGAUGAAAAUAGAUGA